UACCUGUAGUGAAGAUCAAAUAUCAACAAUCGUUGCUAGAAUGUUAGUGUUUAAUUUGAUUUCGUAACAAUAUUGGCUUCAAGAUUAUAUGAAUCCAUCAUUUUUCAUUAGCUUAGAAUCGGCUGUAACUAGCGCAAUUUUGCACAUAUAACUGGAGCAAUGACUCAAGCUGAAAAUGUUAACACAGAUUUUCUGCCGAUUAUUUAUGAUAUAAUAAGAAGUAUUGAAAAGGAAACAUAUGAAACAACACAGAAACCCCAUGAGAAUACUGAUAGCAACUUAAAAAUUCCUGAAUUAAGAACCAAGCUACAACAGUGUCGAGAACAAAUCCAGAAACUUCCAGGCAUCGAUUAUACUAAGGAAGAACAACAAAGAAGGUUGGAAGCACUAAGAGAACAACUCAUUCAAAAAAGGCAACUUCUUUUGAAAUAUAAAAACAUGUGCCAUUUUGAUAAUCCUAAAAUUUAAAUACUUUUAAACAAAACA
Molecule: messenger RNA, 486 nt
Organism: Argiope bruennichi
Lineage: Eukaryota; Metazoa; Arthropoda; Arachnida; Araneae; Araneidae
Gene: MED9
Product: mediator of RNA polymerase II transcription subunit 9-like
Exons: 2
Coding region: 160-468 (102 amino acids)
Biological process (GO): regulation of transcription by RNA polymerase II
Cellular component (GO): mediator complex
Molecular function (GO): transcription coregulator activity
Source: RefSeq, a predicted model, not a curated record